AGGAGUCAUUAGUAGGCUGCUGACGUCAUGAGGGAUUUUGUGGGGUUGCAAUCGUCUUUGCUUUUGUCUCUUUCUGAGCAAAAGUCAGUGUCAGUAGGAUGUACUUCCUCUAUGUUCUGGGUUGUGGCUGAACCAACUUUACUUGGUCAAGAUCAUAUUUUGCAUUCUGAUGAAGUAUCUCUAGGAACUGGCUGUCCUGUAACCAAUGUAAUUGAGAAGGGAUAUGAGUUUAAUUACCCUGUCACUGAGUGUGGGAUUCAGAAAGAGGUUUUCUCAUAUGGAACAGUUUUUUAUUCAACACUCUACUGUAAUAUAAUGCAGAAAGGAGUCACUGGCAAAGUUCCUUUGAUGUGCAUUGUAUACAGCUCAUCUUUGGAUACCACUCCAAGCACUGUCCAUAACAAUCUUAUAAAAUUCCAAAAUGAUCCUCCCUGUACCAAUUCUCAUUCUGCCUGGAACUUAACCAACACUUGUCUAUUUGGAUUGCCUCGGAUUCCAUAUUUUCAAGACUCCUUGGUAGAGGCAUCUCAUCACUCACUUCUACUUAGUAUGUCUCAUCCGUUAGUCCAUGAGAGUGCAAAUGUAGCUAUAUUCUAGGUUCUUCCAUCGCAAUCCUGAUAACUCUGUUGCUAUAGCUUCCUUAAAAUUUCAUUUUUGAACCACUCACUACAGAAUUCAUCGCUUUUUGGUGCCACUUCCUGAGAGGACAUUGGGUUGGGUAGUGCCCAUUGCUUCAUAUGUUUUUUAAAAGUGUUCCUUUUAAACAAAGGCCAUGAUGCCCUUGCAUAGUCUCUUAUAAUAAGAUGUCUAUGUAUAAUUUUUAGAUGUGGAGUUGAUCUUACAAAUAAAAUGUGUUGUGCCUUUGGCU
Molecule: messenger RNA, 868 nt
Organism: Callithrix jacchus (white-tufted-ear marmoset)
Lineage: Eukaryota; Metazoa; Chordata; Mammalia; Primates; Cebidae
Gene: OOSP3
Product: oocyte secreted protein family member 3
Source: RefSeq, a predicted model, not a curated record